Messenger RNA from Fonticula alba, 309 nucleotides. RefSeq lists its product as hypothetical. Lineage: Eukaryota; Rotosphaerida; Fonticulaceae. The record is from RefSeq and is a predicted model, not a curated record. The transcript has 3 exons. Bases 1 to 309 code for a protein of 102 amino acids.
AUGGCGACAGCCGGCGUGCCGACUGAGCCAGCCCCUCCGGCCACCGAUCCGAUCUCCGACAAUGGCAGCGACUUUUCAAGCGACGGCGAAGACUUCUGCGAUGCCGACGAGCUGCCCGACCUGCCCGAUGGCGCUGAGGUCGAGGAGAAGCAAGAGCUCGAUGUCCAGGCGAUGCUGCCGCUGUCGGAAUUCUGGCAGGCCGAUGUCAUGGCCUCGGUCAAUGUGGCCGUGUCGCGUUUCAUGAAGGCCGACGACUGGGACGGCGCACAGCAGAUGCUCCUGACACAAUGUGACCCGCUGGGCCCCUGA